This is a messenger RNA of Sycon ciliatum, 4061 nucleotides long. RefSeq lists its product as uncharacterized. The coding region runs from base 123 to 3497 and encodes 1124 amino acids. The transcript is spliced from 24 exons. The record is from RefSeq and is a predicted model, not a curated record. Lineage: Eukaryota; Metazoa; Porifera; Calcarea; Leucosolenida; Sycettidae.
UGAUCAUUGCUUUAGAGAGAAGGAAGAAGUAUAUUCAGCUCUACUUUCUGCCGAGGUGGAAUUUCCAGUGCGGUGCAGUGAGGAACUGCACUUGAACUUGGGUUCACUUUAGAGGUGCGGAAAUGGCGUGCAGCCGAGCAGCGUUGUUGCUGCUAUGCGGCCUAGGGUCGCUGCUGGUGUGUGGAACUCUGCCCGUCGGCAACGCACAGGUGGUCGAGACGACGGCGCGAGGGGAGAAUACACGCUCUCAGCCAUGCGGUGGUGGAAUCUCCCUCUCUGUGGUGGUGGAUACCACGUCGAGCAUGAAGAAGCAGCUGCGCGUCGUCCGAAAGCACGCCAAUCGAAUGCUGAAUCAGCUACGCCGUACGCCUGGUCACCACGUCCAUGACUAUGUAGCAGUAGAACUCAACGAACAAGUCACCGACCGUUACGUCAAGACAACCAACCCAAAGGUGUUCAACAACACGCUGCAUUCGCUGGAAGCGUUUGGCGGCGGAGACUGCCAGGAAAACAUGCUGCUAGCCCUGCUGACGGCAAUCGAGCACAGCUGUCCAAAGUCAACCAUCUACGUCUUCUCCGACUCAACACCAAAGGAUCAGUACCUGCUCGGAACCGUGCUGGAGCGUCUACAGGCCAAAGAACAACACGUGGUGUUCAUCUUAUCCGGACGCUGCGGCAGCAUCAAAUCCCCAUCACAGAAUGCAGUCAAGACCAUUGCCACAACAUCCGGUGGGCAGAUCUUCUGGGUGCUGGGUGGUAAUAUCGGACCAGUGCUGAACUACAUGCGGAUGACGUACAAGGCCAAGCCGCUGGUGCUGCUGGCAUGGCAACUGCACACGCCGACGCCAGGGGCCAGCGGGUCCGGGCUGUCGUUGUCCGUUGCCGCCGACUCCUCAGUCGGCUCGAUCAGUGCUUUUGUAAGCUGCCUCGAUGGCCAGGUAUCUGCCAACCUGACAAUGCCAGAAGGAGCUACCCGGGGGUUUGACAAUCGCCAAUGGAAGAAGAACUUGGGGAAUAAUGCGAUGAUGCAUGUGGAAAGACCGUCCAUUGGCCAGUGGACCGUAUCGCUGCAGAGCAGCUCAGAGUGCAUGGUGCGCGUUGUCGGUUCAAGCGCUGUUGAUCUUAGCACAGUAUUCAGAGAGCCCACACCUCGUGCUGUUGGAGAUGUUCAGGAGGAUCAGGGCAACACUCCUGUGCUGGCGGAGAUCGAAGGAGGUGCGCCGUCACAAUCUACACCACCGACACGAGGUGAUCACGCGCACAUGCUUAUCGUGACGAGAAACGAGCCGUCUUCGGGACUGGGGCUGGGACGUGUGGAGCUGAUCGGUGUGAAUGGAUCAGGAUUGGCAGAGGUGGACAUCGGCAAUCUAGAUGACCUAAGGAAUCAAUGGGCACGAGGACCUGUGACUGUGCCUGCUGAGAACUUCUAUCUGGUGUACAUUGGACAGUACCAAGGUGCCACCAUGAUCCGAUACUCCACAACCGCGUUCUGGCCAAGACCACCAAGGGAGGCUGGCGCCCUGGCAGUGAAUCCCGAUCUUCCAGUAGCGCGUACACAGGUCUGUGGGGCUAUGAAGGCAACGUGCAGCAUCACGGGACAUGACGGUGAGCCGGUGGCGUCGGUGUGGAUGCACGGCGACACGCCGCUGAGACCGACGAACCGCAUCAGCCUGGUCGGCGAGUCCACGCGCACCCUGCAGAUCAACCCUGUGUACAAGAGUGACAUGGGUGUGUAUACGUGUACACCAGCACGGCCCGGCGGAAUGCUCUCCUCCGGCUACCUGCAAGUCGUCGUGGAAGGAAGCGGCAGUGGCCCAUGCUUGCCAACACGGCGCUUGACAUGGCACUCCAAGCAGUGUCUGUUUGUCCACUGCACGCUGCCCGUGGCCUCCAUGCAGGACAACCAGAUCAGGUGGCAUCACAACACACAGCAGAUCUACCACGACAGCCGCAACGUCUUCACCUGGCCCAACGGCACACUCAUGUAUUGCGCCACGGCCAGCGAAGAGAACGUCUGCUCGCAGCUGAGUGGCGAGUUCACUUGCCGCGGCUACAUGAGAGCCACGGGAGAGGAACUGGUGCGCGCUGCGGCCAUGCCAAACACGUGUGAAGAUGACGACGAUGAACAGCCCACUGCCGAUGGCAGACCGCAGAGCCCGUGUGAUUCUGGCCAGCACACCUGCCACCCGAUGGCACGCUGUUUCUCGACGCUGCGUGGAUACGUAUGCAAGUGCAAUCCCGGCUAUACUGGUGAUGGGCAGCAGUGCAUGGAAAUGUCUUGCCCGAUGCCGAGCAACCCAACAAACGGCAACGUAAUGAUCUCCGGAGGACUGACUGUCGGCGCACGCAUCACAUACAUGUGCCAUGCCGGUUACGACAUGGUUGGUGAUAGGCAGCAGAGUUGCAACCCAGGCGGCACCUGGUCCGGUAUCAAGCCCCAGUGUAUCGCUGUAGUUGAGACGCAAGCGCCAACGCGCGCGCCCCAAAUGCCAUCCUAUCUGAGAAUUGUGCCGGUCAGCCCGCUGACGGAGCUGCAGGACAAUGGCUGUAUGGUUCUGAGAUGUACGGUCCAGGGUAGAACAAACCCGACGGCCACGUGGUGGCGCAACAGCCAGCGUCUUCAGCUGACCAGUGCCCACCAGCAGCUGGCGGACGGCUCUCUGAGAGUGUGCCCGUUCUCGGCCGCGCUGCACAACGGUGUCUACAGAUGCCACGCCAGCAACGACGAGGGCCAGAUGCUGCAGAGGACCAUCAUCGUUGCGGAAAGCACAAGCGUUGCACCACCAGAGCCGAGCACAGCAUCGCCAGCAGCGACACCAUCAGCCACAGUCUCGUGUCCAGUGCUCAUUCCGCCAUUGAAUGGUGAUGUGACACUGACCAAUGGAUACAGCACGGAUAGCAUAGCCGAGUACGCCUGUGAUCCGCCACAUGAACUGCAGGGCGGUGAUGCUAGUAGGCAGUGCGAUGCGUCAGGAAUGUGGACAGGACGGGCACCCACUUGCGAGUCUGUUCUGGAGGAACCUACAACUGACGCACCUGCCCCUCAAGUGAUCAAUCGUCUGGUGCGCUCCCGUUCCAGCGCGUCCUGUGUGAAGCUGACGUGCGAAGUAAACAACCCUCGCUUCCAGAGGUCCAUGCGCUGGACACACUCGCGCACAUUCAACACCGGGCAGCGCGUCUCCCUGGCAACAGCCAGCCAUGUUCAAACAGGUGGAGUAUACAGUGUAACACUGGAAGACAGAUCACUACAGAUCUGCAAUGGCGUUGCUAGCCAUGUUGGCCAGUAUUGCUGUGCUGUCAACCUUGCUGGUCAGCAAUUUCAAGAGUGUGUCCAUCUAGGAGAGCAGGACCUUGAAACACAGACAGGAUCACUGGGUGGCACUUCAGAGUGUGGUGUAGAGUUACGCCAGUGCAAGAGUCAGCAUGCAUCUUGCGAUGCGCAGCUUUCAGCCUAUCAACGCUUCAUGGAAACAUUCCCCGCUACGGCGGGCAAGUAGUUUCACAACGCACACAAGAUCUUGAGCACCCGCGUAGCAGCUAUAGUCGUAGAGUACCAGGAUACCGACAACACAUUGGCCCGCAAAACACAUCGGCCUGCACACGCGCUUCUGAAGCCCAUCCAGUUUACGACCACGGCAUCUCAGCAGCACUGUUAGCUCUGUUCACAAAUAUUUUCAUAGCGUUUCACCAGCUACUAGUGUGUCAUUUUGAACUGCCCGCAUUUUGGACCCAUAUAUAAUGCUCACAGCUACAUCAUGGAAGUGUUGAGUCCUGCAACAUUAUUUGUUUUGCCUUCUACCGCCCGUUAGCCGCUGCAUGACGUACACUCCGUGUUUCAGUGUGUGAUCCGUCACUAUGCUUGGAUACUGUGUAUAGCAUGUAACUUGGAGCUUCUUGACCCACACACAUCACUGUGGAUGCUUCUCAGUACGUCUCUGUACACAAAGCCUGAACUAUCAUAUGCCAGGUAACACGUGUUCAUCAGAGUAUGAGCUCCAGUAUUUGUUUCAUUGUGCAUGAAUGCAUCAUCUCUACUAUGAACAGCAUUGUGUUGCUCUGUA